UCACUGUAGUGUCUAGGUCGGUGCUGAAGAUGAUAGGAUGAGCAACUUUUCGCGGCGUGUGCUGUUUGCUAUCAUCGCGGUCGCGUCACUAUUUGUACUGUUCAGGUAAGAGAGCAGCUCCAGUCUUCUGUUCAAGAUCGUCAAUUUAGCCGGAGUCCAAAACCACGGCACUUCAACCGCCUGUCAGAAAGUCGACACGGUAACCUCAAUUCUACAUGUUAAGACCCUUUUAAUUCCCAUUUCUGAUCGCUGUCCCCUCGAACAUCUCCUUAAACUGUGCAAUAACUUGCGAAGUCUCGCGGGUGAAGAAAUUGUACGGAUAUCCUGAUCUCAUAUAGCUCCUUCAACCUGCAGUCAACAAUCUCGGAAAUGGCAUCGCAAGAUAAGGCAGUGGCAGAGUUCCUGCCACUCGGCGCAAUCAUUCGAACGUUUUUGGUUGAUGGCCAAAACAUUGUUCAGAACUUCGAGAAGACGGAUGAGUACAGGCAAUACAAUGUGCCGCAUUUCGGAGAGACCAUCGGCCGGGUUGCGAAUCGAAUCUCUGGCGCAAAGAUCAACAGUCUGAACAGCCAGUCAUACGAAUUGGCUGCAAAUAAUGGACCGAAUAGUCUCCAUGGUGGCCCUACGGGCUGGGGAAAGAGGGUCUUUACUGGCCCCGAAGUCGACGACAAAGGGCGAACGGUCUUCCGUUAUCGAAGCGCAGACGGCGAAGAAGGCUUCCCUGGAGCCGUGGAGCUUCGGGUCUAUUACACUGCAAGCACUGAGAAGAGCAACGGCAAGGAAACCAGUGUUUUGGAGAUUGAAUAUGAAGUUGAAAUGGUGGGAAAUGAAGCGGAAGAGAAAGACAUCACAGAGACUGUGGUUGGGAUCACAAACCACAGCUACUUCAACUUGAACUUACCGAACUCUUCCAUCGCCGAUACCGAUGUCACUCUCGCGACAUCGCAACACAUGGUUGUCGACGAUACAAGCAUCCCUACCGGGCCGAUUGAGUCCUAUCCUGGGAUAUCCGCCAACAAGCCUUUCAAACUCGGGCCAACCGAUCCUGACAUCGAUCAUUGCUUCAUUCUGAACGAGGACCCCUCCUCGGUCCCGAUCGAUACGCGGAAGCUCCCCCUACAGCGCCUCAUCCAUGCUCGGAAUCCGGAAUCGCGAAUCAACCUGGAAGUCCACAGCACCGAGCCGGCCUUCCAGUUCUAUACCGGCAGGUAUAUCGACGUCCCUGCAGCAGGAACACAGCCCGCCCGUGGCUCGCGGAGUGGAUUUUGCGUGGAGCCCAGUCGAUACGUCAAUUCGAUCAAUGUUGACGAAUGGAAAGGGAUGGUGAUCUUGAAGCGCGGACAACAAUAUGGGAGCAAGAUCGUGUACAAGGGAUGGCGCGAGUGAAGGAAUCGUCUAAACGUGUAUCUCUCCGGAAACCUAUCUUGAGAUGAUCAUGGAAGGGAAUCAUUAUCCGAGAUGAGAAAUACGCUCCCUGUUACGUUACUGCAAGUCCAAAUUAACUAGUUAGUAGCUGUGUUAAUUAUUAGUAACCUCGGGUCCGGGGUAAUGAUGCCACUACUGCAAGCUCAGUCAUGCAUGCAGAAUUGUCGCACUGGAGCCGCAGGGCGCAGAGUCACGUUGUCACAUAAGCAGUCCAUACGCUUC
Eremomyces bilateralis CBS 781.70 is the source of this 1647-nucleotide messenger RNA. RefSeq names its product galactose mutarotase-like protein. The record is from RefSeq and is a predicted model, not a curated record. NCBI's taxonomy places the organism in Eukaryota, Fungi, Ascomycota, Dothideomycetes, Eremomycetales, Eremomycetaceae. Gene Ontology annotation, molecular function: aldose 1-epimerase activity; carbohydrate binding. Bases 370 to 1386 code for a protein of 338 amino acids. Gene Ontology annotation, biological process: beta-D-galactose catabolic process via UDP-galactose, Leloir pathway; glucose metabolic process. The transcript is spliced from 2 exons.